Molecule: messenger RNA, 3842 nt
Organism: Jatropha curcas
Lineage: Eukaryota; Viridiplantae; Streptophyta; Magnoliopsida; Malpighiales; Euphorbiaceae
Product: Alanyl-tRNA synthetase, class IIc
Biological process (GO): alanyl-tRNA aminoacylation
Cellular component (GO): cytosol; chloroplast; cytoplasm
Molecular function (GO): nucleic acid binding; alanine-tRNA ligase activity; aminoacyl-tRNA deacylase activity
Source: RefSeq, a predicted model, not a curated record
UUCAGUUACUUGCAAAGGAUUGAGAGAAUGGGCGGCCUGCAACUGCCACCGCAAACUCUACACAGCAUCCAUGGCGGGAACCCUCUCGCCACCUUUCUCCCUUCUUCAACGUUAUUUCUCAAACCAACCUCACCUUUUCAUCCAUGCAGCUCUGCCCUCUCCACUGCAGAAGAGGUAGAGCUGUCUUCUCAAGGCUGUUCAAUAUUUUCUAAGAUAUUGCUGUGGAAGAAUUAUGCAGGUUGUACUCGAAGAAGAAUAGCCCUUUAUCCCAAUAUUUUUCCUGGUGGACACAGUUGUAUUAGAGGAGCAAGGGGUAUGCAGUUUAGUACAAGAAGUACACCAGCGCCAGUACAGCCUGUGACUGAGGAAUUGGUGGAGAAAAAGACUGACGAAAACCCUGUGAGUGGGGAUUCCAUACGCCGUCGGUUUCUCGAAUUCUAUGCUUCUCGGGGCCAUAAGGUUCUUCCAAGUUCUUCUCUUGUGCCAGAUGAUCCCACUGUUCUUUUGACAAUUGCAGGAAUGCUCCAAUUCAAGCCUAUAUUCCUUGGAAAGGCUCCUAGACAAGUACCUCGAGCUGCAACUGCUCAAAGGUGCAUCCGAACAAAUGAUGUGGAGAAUGUUGGCCGAACAGCCCGACAUCAUACAUUUUUUGAGAUGCUUGGGAAUUUCAGUUUUGGAGAUUACUUCAAGAAAGAAGCAAUUAAAUGGGCAUGGGAGCUUUCAACCAAGGAAUUUGGACUAUCGGCUGACAGAUUAUGGAUCAGUGUAUAUGAAGAUGAUGAUGAAGCUUUUGAAAUUUGGCAUGACGAGGUGGGUGUUCCAACUGAGCGUAUUAAGAGGAUGGGUGAAGAAGACAAUUUUUGGACCAGUGGAGUUACAGGUCCUUGUGGUCCAUGCUCUGAGCUCUAUUAUGAUUUCCAUCCAGAAAGGGGAUAUUUGGAUGUGGAUCUUGGGGAUGAUACUAGGUUUAUAGAAUUCUAUAAUCUAGUUUUCAUGCAGUACAAUAAAAUGGAUGAUGGAUCACUUGAACCUUUAAAACAAAAGAAUAUAGAUACUGGUCUUGGUCUGGAGCGUAUGGCUCGCAUCCUUCAAAAGGUUCCAAACAAUUACGAGACUGACUUGAUUUAUCCCAUUAUUGAAAAGGCCUCAGAACUGGCAAAUAUAUCAUAUGCUCUAGCUGAUGAUCACACGAAAAUGAACCUCAAAAUUAUAGGAGAUCAUUUGCGUGCAAUUGUAUAUCUCAUAUCGGAUGGAGUGCUUCCAUCAAACAUUGGUAGAGGCUACGUGGUCCGCAGGCUUAUUAGAAGGGCUGUUCGUACUGGAAGGUUGCUUGGGAUAAAGGGGGAUGGUAAAGAUAAUCUAGAAGGAGCAUGUUUACCAGCUAUUGCAGAGAAAGUAAUUGAAUUGAGCACUUAUAUUGAUUCAGAUGUGAAGACUAACACAUCCCGUAUUCUUGAGGAGUUGCAAAGGGAAGAACUUCGCUUUGUGCAGACACUGGAGAGAGGAGAAAAGCUACUUGACCAAAUGCUAGCAGAUGCAUUAUUAAUUGGUCAAAAAAAUGGAACUGUGCCUUGCUUAUCUGGCAAGGAUGUGUUUCUUUUGUAUGACACAUAUGGAUUUCCUGUUGAGAUAACAGAAGAAGUUGCUGAAGAACAUGGUGUCAAAAUAGAUACAGAUGGUUUUGAUAUUGAGAUGGAAAAACAAAGGCGCCAAUCUCAGGCUGCACACAAUGUCAUUAAGCUUUCAGUGGAAGAUGGAGAUCUUUCUGAAACUGUCUCUGAUACUGAAUUUCUAGGGUAUGACACCCUUUCCUCAAGAGCAGUCAUUGAAAGUCUUUUGGUAAAUGGGAAGCCAGUGAUACAGGUUGCUGAAGGAAGUGAAGUAGAAGUUUUGCUGGACAAAACACCAUUUUAUGCUGAAUCUGGUGGACAAAUUGGUGAUCAUGGUUUUAUAUAUGUUAAUGAAGGUGGAAACAAACCUAGAACUGUUGUAGAAAUAAAAGAUGUUCAAAAAUCUCUAGGGAAUGUAUUUGUGCACAAAGGCACUAUCAGACAGGGAGUUUUAGAGGUUGGUGGAGAAGUAGAAGCUUCAGUAGAUCCAAAAUUGAGACAGCGGGCUAAGGUUCAUCAUACUGCUACUCAUUUAUUACAAUCUGCACUCAAGAAAGUUAUUGGCCAGGAAACAUCACAAGCUGGUUCACUAGUGGAUUUUGAUCGUCUCAGGUUUGAUUUCAAUUUUCAUAGACCACUUCAGGACACUGAACUGGAAGAAAUUGAAGGAUUAAUAAAUUCAUGGAUUGGGGACUCAACACUUCUUCAAACCAAGGUGAUGCCCCUUACUGAUGCCAAAAAAGCUGGAGCUAUUGCCAUGUUUGGGGAAAAAUAUGGAGAGCAGGUAAGAGUUGUGGAGGUUCCAGGUGUGUCAAUGGAACUUUGUGGUGGAACCCAUGUCAGCAACACUUCUGAAAUACGGGCUUUCAAAAUAAUCUCAGAACAGGGAAUCGCAUCAGGAGUCAGGCGUAUAGAAGCUGUGGCUGGUGAAGCUUUCAUAGAAUACAUUAACGCUAGAGAUUCCCAGAUGAAACGUUUGUGCUCCACUCUCAAGGUGAAAGCUGAAGAAGUGACCGCCAGGGUAGAAAAUCUCCUAGAGGAGCUACGAAAUGCAAGAAAUGAAGUUUCAGCUUUGCGUGCAAAAGCAGCAGUAUACAAAGCAUCAGCUAUUGCAAGCAAGGCUUUCUUAGUGGGACCUUCAAAAAAAAUUAGGGUUCUAGUUGAGUCCAUGGAUAAUGUUGAUGCUGAUUCACUUAAGAGUGCAGCUGAAUAUCUGAUUGAUGCACUACAAGAUCCGGCAGCUGUGGUUUUGGGAUCCUGUCCGGAUGAAGGGAAGGUGAGUUUAGUUGCUGCAUUCACUCCAGGAGUUGUUGGUAUGGGUGUUCAGGCAGGAAAAUUUAUAGGGCCUAUAGCAAAGUUGUGCGGUGGAGGAGGUGGAGGCCGACCCAAUUUUGCUCAAGCAGGUGGUAGGAAACCUGAGAAUUUAUCAAGUGCCCUGGAAAAAGCUCGAGCAGAUCUUCUGUCAAUUCUAACUGAAAAGGCAAGCUGAAUAGUACUCUUAUUUUCAUUGAUGCCUGGUGAGAUUUCAUAAAGCUUUUCUUGCUUCUAAAAGCUUUGGGGGAUACUUCUAGGUUAGGCAUGCUUCCAUUUUUCAAACAUCCAAACAAAAAUAGCAAGCUUAUUGAAAUGCCUAAUCUUUUUAGUCAAAAUUAACGAAAGGAAAGAAGAAAGAGCUUUUAUGUUUGAUUUAAUGUACUUAGAUCUCUUUAUCAAAAUCAAAUACUUUGGACCCUUGAAAUUUAUAAUAUGAAAUUUAGUCCUUUAGGGACAAAUUAAAUGAAAACUACAGUUUUAAAAAAUGCUUUGGGCUUUUAAUAAAACUUAAAGGGUCAAAGCAUUUGACUUUGAAGAAGUAGGGAUUGAUGUGUGUUGGGCCACACCAAUAGGAUAUCGUUUGAGGAAAACUGGGGUGGGUUUGUGAAACGAUAGUUAUCCCUAAUGAAUGUAACUAAUGACGAACAAGGUUUGAUAGGUUUGUUCUAUACAAGAAUAACUACGCCUUAAUCCCAAGUUAGUUGGGUUGGUUACAUGGAUCUUUUUCUUCUAUUUUGUCCUAUAAUUUUUUAAGAUUAUUACUAGUUCAUGUCAAAUUGGAAUGCAUUUGAUACGUUCCUCAGUAACAGUAACUAUUUUUUUUGUUUAUUUUAUUUUAUUAUCAAGUGCUUUUGUCCCAUUGAUCUCUAUUAGUGUGGCAUUAAGGCUUUGUUUAAUAAAGAUGAAUUUUACCGAGUA